AACAAUAUUCAUGAAAAGAAAGUGUACCAGUACUUAGUUGCAAGCUGUCAAGCUCAUAUAGACACGGCUUUGGUACUUGUCUCGAUGAUUGUACAGUAUUUCACGGCUGGCUCGUGUUUCUGUUGAAUUACAUGGCACACUGAGGUUUUCGCGUCCAGUGCCUGGCACUUGUACCAGCGGUUCUUGCCAGUGGGAUCGUCAACAAAAAAUCAAGUCACAUCAAGCAACAGAACGAAAUCUACGUCGGGUCCUAUUUCAUGUAUAUCGGAUGGCCACCAUUAUGCCUACUGCGACUCGCUCGACCCCGGAUGAGUCCGAUAGACAACCUACACAGGCUGUCCCAUCUACCUUGGCUGCGCAACUAGCCCCGCGACUGUCAUCCCAAGGAAGCCAGGCUCAUCAUCUUACCAGAGAGACGUUCUACCAACUCCGGCAAGAGCUUAUAGGAAGCAAAUAUAACAAGACACGCCUUGACGAUAGUGUCACUGAUGUUGCCAAAUUAGUCUACAUUGUUCUCAAAGCCGGUCUAGAGACGAGCGCCGAGGGGGAACGUUUGAACGAUGACAACUUCGAGGGUCAAGUGUUUGACUGCCUAGAUAUCAUAGAGACCGCGGUUGGAAAGGCACCUCAGUCGUUGACAGAAAUUCCUGAUCCCGACAUUGUGGCGGAAGGAGCACAUGCGCCGUUAUAUGUUUGGCUGGUCAUUCAGCUCAUUCGCUUGCUUGGUAUUUGUGAAAAUGACAAGAUCAAACGGAGAGUCAGUGGCACGUUUACAAGCAUAAUCUGUACACAGUAUAAGAACACCAGAAUCUGGAAUGACUGCCAUUCAAUCCAAGGGUUUCUGCGAGCCUGCACCAAUGACACUUUGCUUGCUCUUGAAAACCUCACCGCUCAUGGGCUUCGAGGUGGACUUACAGCCUAUGUGUCUAUACCCACACCUACGGGCACUCUAUUGGAUGAUUUGGACAGACUCGGUCUUGCUCGCGAACUGUUCGAUAAAAGGCUCCGACUCGGAACAGUGGCUAAAACCUUUGACAUAGCAUUCUACUUACUUGAGACGUUCAACUUCAAAGACUCAGAUUGUUCCGGGGCUGUUGAAGAACACCCAGUGAGUCGGCAGUCCUUGGGAUGGGUUCUCAACGGAUACCAACGAUUAGGGAGAGUAAUCUGCAUCUGGCUUCACAAAGCCAAACUAGAUGAGAUGGACACCAUGGGUGAAACCUCCGUCAAAUUGCUAGGCCGCAUUCGAUCAUACUGCGCAUCUGGGUCUUAUUUAUCAUCAGGCGUGAAGCUAAUUCCCGAUUUGCUCCAAAUCGUAAACGACUUUCUAGCACUGGACAAUCUGAGCCAGUUUACUGCGCUGCAACUUGAGCUGAGCAGAUUCAUCGAAAGUGUUACUGGCUGCUCUAAUGCAACCGACACGUAUCCCACCUGCAUCAGAAAUCAUCUCUUGCCAACAUUGCAAACGAUCAAGAACGCAUCUAAUGACCAUCUUGAGCCAAGUCUCCAGGUUGCAGUGCAAAAUUUUCUGAAAAGCUUUCAGCAUGACGCUUCUCAAUCUGGUGCCACAAGUACCAUGAACGCGAGACCCCUCGACAACACUUUCUCUGGAAGCUCAACGGAUCCAUGUCAUACCAUAGAUGAGCAUAGACAUCUACAAACGCCCAAAAAAAUAUCUCACUUGUUCCCUAACGCCGAGUCAAAAGACCAAGAUGUAGCGCAGGGUCUUGUCUCUGGGUUGCUCCAAUUGUUGGGGUACGAGGAUAUUGAGCGUUUGGAAGAUCUGACAGCUAAUCUAUCCAACUCAUUUGAUUCACUAAAUGAGCAGGUGAAGCACCAAGUUCUUAUUUUCAUGAACCAGAUACCAUGUGCUUUGGGCGGGAGGUUGGAGAUCACAGAGGGACUCGGUCUCAAUGCUAAAAUAUUCUGCAAUGUCUGUGACACAGAUGAUUAUGAGCACUCUUCUGGAACAGAAUGGAAGUGCUCUGAAGUAGGUGAGUUAUGCAAUAUGUUAGUAUGUAUAAUCCCGAGGCUCUCGCGUUCCCCCAAACUCAGGAUAACUGCCAUGGCUGCAUUAAGAAGGAAUCUGGUACAUGUACCAUACUCGUCCCAUUUACAGCUCACAUCGUCUGUGUUCGGCGAGUUCUGUCUACAUUCAUUGCGGAGUUCGGUCAGAGAACUGAGAAUAGCCACUGGAUAUUCGAUAAUCGCCUUUGUGAACAAAGGCCUGGACCGCGAGACCCGCCGGCGUAAUUUCGUUUUCAUUCUGGACUGGCUAAAGGGCCUUUCUGACAAGCAGGAAACGACACUACAUGAAAGUUGUAUAUUGACCUUAUGCCGACUCGCCAAGGCAUCCGGGGAAGAAGAAUUGAACAUCAUCCUUCUUCGUCUCGUAGAGUAUCUAGGGCAUCCAAAUCCUUUCAUAUGUGCAAUCGUCUAUACUGAACUUUCCAAACUUGCACAAAACCUCUCGUCUACCCCCGCCAGCUUAUUACGACCUUUCUGGCGAACCAUCUCUUUAACAGUCAUCAAGAAUUUCCAAUCUCGACCCCAUAUGGCUGAGCAGCUGUGCGAUCUUCUGGGAAUGAAGGUCGACGACUAUCUUCGGCUGACUGAAAUCCACAUCCUUCCUUACUUGGUGCUCACACGGAAACGAGAUAUCAUUGCUAGGAUCGGAGCAACUUACAACAGUGGCAAAACGCCAUUUGAUAUUUGCUCAGAGAAAAAUAAUCUCGCAGCAAUCCUUGCCUUUCUUCUUAUCCAACCCUCAACGGAUCCCGAAGGUAUGGUCAUGUCGACUUUGUCAAAUGUUGAUUCUGCGUUUGAAGGCCGUGCCCUAGCAGAAUUAGUGAGGAUUGAACCGAUCCUGAUUACAUGUGAUCUGUUGAAAAGACUUGGAGAUUCCGGUGAAGACCAGAAAGCAAGAUUUCACCAAGCACUUCAUCUCUUAGCCCGACUUGUUCCGCGGAAAUCUACUUCUUCAGCAAGAAAGUCUAAUCUUCUGGGCUACUUUAUUGAAGAACAUGUCCUUGGUAUCAUUACGCAGUUUGCUCAUGCUGUCAAUGAUUUCCAAAUAAGACAGUCCUUGAUUGAAAAGAAACGGAACAUCGUAGCUAUAGGGGAAAUGGUCAAAAUUGCAUCUGGCCAUGUUAGUAGUGCCCUACCACAGAUAUGUGCUUGUCUGCGCUCUGCGCUCGAGAUUGAUGACCUAUGUAACACUGCUUUCAAGAUCUGGGCAGUACUGGUGAGCUCUCUUCAAGAGGAAGAGAUUGAGCCCCUGAUUGAUCAAACUCUUGCCAUUGUUAUCAAAUACUGGUGCAUGUUCACCGAAGACACAAGAGCAUGCGCUUAUGAUCUGGUUGAAUUUAUCUUGAGAAAUCAUAAUGGGCUGGUGCAGGAAGUCUACAGUACUAUGCCCUCUUUGGCCUCCAUUCCAGCCAUGUCCCCAUUCGAAGAUGAGAUCCAAAGAAUGAAAGGGCAAAUGGAUGUUCGGACCCAGUUUUUGGCAUUCAUUCGUCGCUGUCAAAGUGAGAAUGUCACAGUGGUUGAGCAAAAUUUGACUGAGCUUGUGAGUUAUCUUACAAAACAUGAGGAAUUCCUCCAUAUGUCUGUUCUCAGUGAGCAACCAGACCCAGUCGUCCCUCAAUUGGUACGGUCUUUGCUUGACUGUUGUGUGAAGUUCAACACAAGCUCCAACUCCGUGACCCUCCUUUCUGCUCGAUGCUUAGGUGUAAUCGGUUGUCUGGAUCCUAAUAGGGUGGACACAAUCAAAGAAAAGAAGGACAUUCUUGUCUUAUCAAAUUUCGAUAAAAUGGAGGAAAGCUUUGACUUCAUUCUCUUUUUCCUUCAACAUGUGCUUUUUGAAGCAUUUUUAUCGGCCUCUAAUACGAGAGCGCAAGGUUUUCUCGCAUAUGCCAUGCAAAACUUGCUGAGGUUUUGCGGUCUAGACUCGGCUGUCACUCAGAGGUCUCGGGACAUACAAGCAGAAGAAAAGUAUCACCGUUGGCUCGAGAUUCCAGAGACCGUUCGCAACACUUUGACCCCUUUUCUCACCUCAAAAUACACAGUGACAGUUGGGGCUGUCACCUCGGGCUACAAUUAUCCGUUGUUUUCCCCAGGUCUAACACACGGUGAUUGGCUGAGAUGCUUCGUACAAGAUCUGCUGCAGAAAGGGAGCGGUGAUAAUGCGCGGACAAUCUUCAGUGUUUGCAGUCGCAUUGUAAAAGGCCAAGAUAUCUCGAUUUCUGCAUUUCUCUUGCCAUUUGCAGUGUUGAAUCGCAUUGUUGGGGGCACUGAAGGUGAAGUCAAAGAUUUAUUACAAGAGCUGACUCUGGUUCUAUCCCACCCUCUUCCAGAUACAAGCAAUAAUCUCUCCGAAGCCAUAUUACUCUGCAGCCAGAGUGUUUUUGAUGUUCUUGAUUACCUUUCCCGGUGGUUGCAGGGCAAAAAGAAGCAGCUGAAUAGUCUCCGAAAUCACACAAGCCGCAGUAGCCGAGAGGCUUCACGCGACUUGGCAAUAGGGACGUACUUGUCGCAAGUUAAAGCAGUCGAGUCUCUUUUGGCCUCGAUACCACCUGCAAUUAUAUCGAAGAGAGCCGUUGAAUGCAAGUCUUUCUCUAGGGCUCUAUUUCACUGGGAACAGUACAUCCGUUUAUCCAAGGGUCAACCGGAUAGACAUACUCCUGCUAGUAUUGAACCGCUGUACCAGCGCCUUCAAGACAUCUACAGCCAGAUCGACGAGCCAGAUGGCAUUGAGGGUAUCUCUACCCAUUUGCAUGUGCUCAAUAUCGAUCAACAAGUUCUUGAACACAGGAAGGGGGGGAGAUUGGCGACGGCUCAAAGUUGGUACGAGCUACAACUUGAAGAAGAGCCUAGUAAUAGUGACGCCCAGUGGAAUCUCUUAACAUGCCUCAAAGAAUCAGGGCAGCAAGAUGCUAUUCUCAAUCGUUUUGAGCUCCUCGGGGAGACCGGGUUGACUUCCAAAGUGUUACCCUUCGCAGUUGAGGCUUCUUGGGUCACGAGAAAGUGGGAUAAAUUGCACCGAUAUCUUCAAAUCUGCCCCCAAGAGACCACGGGAGAUUUUGACAUUGGCAUUGGGCUGGCUUUCGACGCUUUUCGUAAUGGUAACAAAGCAGGGUUCAAAACUAUCGUCAAUGAUCUACGACUGAGCGUUUCCAAAUCACUGACAGCCAACUCCAUCACGUCGCUGCAAUCAUGCCACGAUAACAUGUUCAAGCUACAUGCCCUUAUGGAAAUUGAGUCCAUAUCCAAUCAUGGGAAACAAGAUAAUGGGCACUCAAGAGCACAGGCAGUCUUGAGCCGCCGGCUAGAUUCUCUAGGCGGGUAUAUCUCUGAUAAGCAAUACCUUCUAAGUCUACGAAGAGCGGCAAUGGAACUCAAUGGCACCUUCACCGAUUCAGAUAUAGCUGCCACUUGGCUAGCCAGUACCCGUCUCUCAAGGAAGGGAAACUACACCAACCAAGCAUAUCAAUCAAUGCUUCACGCAGCCCGCUUAAAAGAUCGCUCGGCUACAAUAGAGCACGCCAGGCUACUCUGGAAAGAUGGACAUCAUCGGAAAGCAAUACAAACCCUAGAAGGUGCAAUUGCGGCCAACGAAUUCAUCUCAGACAAGUCUAGUUCGGUUGAACCCAGCUCGAUUUCUCUGUCUACUAGUCGCGAGAAGCACCAGAACAUGCUUGCUGCAAGGGCCCACCUUUUGCUUGCAAAAUGGACGGAUAGAGCUGGGCAGACUCAGUCGGAGGUAAUAGUUCAACGGUAUCGUGAAGCCAUCAAACUCCACUCAAGGUGGGAGAAGGCCCAUUAUUAUCUUGGGAAGCACUACAACAAGAUAGUGGACUCUGAGCGAGCCAAACCUCUGGGGAAAGAGGCUCAGAUAUAUUUGAGCGGCGAGGCCUCGAAGCUUGUAAUCGACAACUAUCUUCGCUCGCUAGCGCAUGGAAACAAAUAUGUUUUCCAGUCAUUACCAAAGGUCUUGACACUGUGGUUGGAACAUGCAUCAGCCGUGGACCAACCGCUCGACCCAAAACUAGGAGAUAACGAAGAAUUCCAAACACACACCUUGAAGCAACGGAAGAAGAGCCUCGAUGAUAUGCAUUCACAUUUGAAAAAAUACGUGAAUCGGAUGCCAGCUGCUUUACUUUUCACCAUUCUCACUCAAGUUGUUGCAAGAAUUUGCCAUCCAAACACCGUUGUUUACGAUUUGCUGGCGAAGAUUGUAGCCAAAGCAGUAAAUUUCUUCCCCCAGCAGGGACUAUGGACCGUGCUCGCCGUGGUCAAGUCGUCUUCCAAAGACAGGGCCUCACGCGGCAUCAAUUGUCUCCAAAAAAUAACAGAUGUCAACAAAAAGCUCAAGGCCGAAUCACCAUCAGAUAUGCGUGCAAUGAUCAAUCAAGGACAAAAGUUCUCCGAGGAGAUGCUGCGGCUAUGUGUAGCACGCAUCGAGGAUAAAACAUCGAGGAUAAGUUUGGGCCGGAAUUUGGGAUUCAAUCACAAAGUAGCGCCCUGUCGACUUGUUGUGCCAUUUCAAACUAUGUUGACUCCUAGUCUACCUGCAAGCCAUGAGUCUGAGUACCUGAAGGGCUUCAGAGCUUUUCCCAGAGACCCCACGGCAAUUGAUGGUGUGCUUGAUGAAGCUCAGAUCCUAAACUCGCUUCAAAAACCCCGGAAAAUCAGUAUUCGAGGUACAGAUGGAAAGAUAUACAACAUCCUUUGCAAACCAAAAGAUGACCUUCGCAAGGACCAGCGCCUUAUGGAGUUCAAUAAUAUGAUCAACAGGUUUCUCAAGCGGGACGUGGAGUCAAGUAAACGAAGGAUGUACAUCAAAACAUAUGCCGUUACUCCGUUGAACGAGGAGUGUGGGCUCAUCGAAUGGGUCGACAAUCUGAGGACAUUAAGAGAUCUUAUCAUCAAACUACUGAGAGAACGAGGCAUUACACCCAACUACAACGAAAUCAGGCAUUAUCUCAAUGAGGCGUGCUCUGAUGACUCGAAAACCUCACUGUUUACGACCAAGAUCUUAUCCAAAUUUCCCCCAGUUCUACACGAGUGGUUCGUGGAAAUGUUCCCGGAAACUGGGGCGUGGUUUGCCGCAAGGCUUCGCUACACUCGAUCCUGUGCCGUCAUGUCCAUGGUCGGAUAUGUACUUGGACUAGGGGAUCGGCAUGGAGAAAACAUCCUCUUCGAAGAAGGCACUGGUGGUGUGUUGCACGUUGACUUCAAUUGCCUUUUCGACAAGGGUUUGACGUUCGAUAAACCUGAGUUGGUUCCAUUUCGUCUUACUCCAAAUAUGGUGGAUGCGUUUGGUGCUUACGGAUACAAUGGGCCAUUUCGUAAAACAUGUGAAAUCAGCCUCGACAUAUUGCGCCAGAACGAAGAUGCACUCAUGACAAUUCUGGAAACAUUCCUGCAUGAUCCGACAACGGACUUCAUUGGUAAAAAGCGCCGUGCCCAGGCAAAUGUUCCAGAAACACCGGCAGGUGUUUUGGAGAAUGUUCGCAACAAACUUCGAGGCCUGUUACCCGGGGAGUCUGUUCCCUUGUCCGUUGACGGCCAUGUGGAUGAACUGAUAAUGCAAGCCACCGACCAGAAAAACCUGGCUGCAAUGUAUAUCGGUUGGUGUUCUUUCUUUUGA
Messenger RNA from Aspergillus campestris IBT 28561, 7651 nucleotides. RefSeq names its product protein kinase MEC1 (gene atrA). The coding region runs from base 269 to 7651 and encodes 2460 amino acids. The transcript is spliced from 26 exons. Gene Ontology annotation, molecular function: protein serine/threonine kinase activity; protein binding. Gene Ontology annotation, biological process: telomere maintenance; DNA damage checkpoint signaling; protein phosphorylation. Gene Ontology annotation, cellular component: nucleus. NCBI's taxonomy places the organism in Eukaryota, Fungi, Ascomycota, Eurotiomycetes, Eurotiales, Aspergillaceae. The record is from RefSeq and is a predicted model, not a curated record.